Messenger RNA from Ziziphus jujuba (common jujube), 2449 nucleotides. Its product is annotated as CBL-interacting serine/threonine-protein kinase 23. The coding region runs from base 707 to 2104 and encodes 465 amino acids. Gene Ontology annotation, biological process: protein phosphorylation; signal transduction. Gene Ontology annotation, molecular function: ATP binding; protein kinase activity. NCBI's taxonomy places the organism in Eukaryota, Viridiplantae, Streptophyta, Magnoliopsida, Rosales, Rhamnaceae. The transcript has 15 exons. The record is from RefSeq and is a predicted model, not a curated record.
UAUACGUACCAGAAACAAAAAAAUAAAAAGAAAACAAGCUAACCUCUCUCAGAUCCCAAUUAACACCAAUAAUAUCGCCAACAGAACCCAACGUCUACUAAUUCCAUUUCUUUAAACAAACAAACUUUCAUUUCAAACAAAACAAACAGAUCCAAUCUUAUCUUAUCACUGCUAUUAAUCCUCGCCAUCAAAAACAAUCGAAGAAUCUUUAUCGCUUAAUAAUAUAUAUCCUCCCUCUACUCUGUUUUUCUAUUUUUUUCCCUCUCCGUCCGACCCAAAAUUGAUUAGGAUUCCUUAAAUAACCCACUAUUUUCUCAAAUUUUAUUUAUUGUUUUCGCCUUGUUAUUAAGUAGGCCUACCCGUUUGAUUCGCAACCGGAAUCAUGGGCUUUUUGUUUCAUCCGACGGUCAUCAUUCCUUGUUCAUCGUUUUGCUAUUUGGAAGCGUUUCUCAUCAGAUUUUGAACGUCGGACUUAGGUUUGUCAUAGGCCAGGGUUUUGUAUAGCUUUUUGAUUUUUUUUUGGGGGGGAAAUUAAGAGGAGGAAGAUGAGGGUGGCUAAGUCUCAGGUAUGGCAACCUUGCAAGAAGAAGAGGUCGUGAUCGCGGAGGUUUUAGAGGGAGAAAGAAGAAAGGGAUUUUAGAGAGAGAGAGAGAGAGAAAGAAGCUCAAGGAGGGAAAGGUUUUAGGGGAGUGUUGGGAGGAGGAAGAUGUCGCGGACGAGCAGCAGCAACAAUGGUGGCGGCGGCGGCGGCGGUAGCAGGACGCGGGUGGGGAAGUACGAGCUUGGGCGGACGCUGGGGGAGGGCAAUUUCGCCAAGGUCAAGUUCGCUCGGAACGUGGAGACCAAUGAUAACGUCGCCAUCAAAAUCCUCGACAAAGACAAACUUCUCAAGCACAAGAUGAUCGGCCAGAUCAAGCGUGAAAUAUCAACAAUGAAACUAAUUAGACAUCCAAAUGUCAUCCGUAUGUAUGAGGUGAUGGCUAGCAAGACAAAAAUAUAUAUUGUUUUGGAAUUUGUUACUGGCGGAGAGUUGUUUGACAAAAUUGCAAGCAAAGGAAGACUGAAAGAAGAUGAAGCAAGAAAGUAUUUUCAACAGCUUAUAUGUGCAGUGGAUUACUGUCACAGCAGAGGUGUUUGUCAUAGGGACCUAAAGCCGGAGAAUUUGCUGCUGGAUGCUAAUGGCACCCUUAAAGUUUCAGAUUUUGGAUUGAGUGCACUGCCUCAGCAAGUUCGAGAGGAUGGUCUACUUCACACAACAUGUGGAACACCAAAUUACGUUGCUCCUGAGGUGAUCAACAACAAAGGGUAUGAUGGAGCAAAGGCUGAUCUAUGGUCAUGCGGUGUUAUUCUUUUUGUCUUAAUGGCUGGUUACUUGCCUUUUGAAGAAUCUAACCUCAUGGCAUUAUAUAAAAAGAUAUUCAAGGCCGACUUCACCUGUCCUCCAUGGUUUUCCACAAGUGCUAAAAAGUUGAUUAAAAGAAUAUUGGACCCUAACCCUGAAACGCGAAUUACAAUUGCUGAGGUCAUUGAGAAUGAGUGGUUUAAGAAAGGAUAUAAGCCACCUAGAUUCGAACAAACUGAUAUUAACCUUGAUGAUGUGGACGCUAUCUUCAAUGAAUCAGUGGAUUCUAGAAACCUUGUCGUGGAGAGGCGAGAAGAAGGUUCUGUGGCACCUGUCACUAUGAAUGCCUUUGAGCUUAUCUCUAAAUCUCAAGGCCUGAACCUUAGUUCUCUUUUUGAAAAGCAAAUGGGGCUUGUUAAACGAGAGACGAGAUUCACGUCCAAAUGCCCUGCCAAUGAGAUAAUAUCGAAGAUUGAGGAAACUGCAGCACCUUUGGGUUUUGAUGUAAAGAAAAAUAACUUCAAGAUGAAGCUGCAGGGGGAAAAAACUGGGCGUAAAGGCCAUUUAUCUGUUGCAACAGAGAUUUUUGAGGUGGCCCCUUCACUCUACAUGGUUGAACUCCGCAAAUCUGGUGGAGAUACUCUGGAAUUUCACAAGUUCUACAAAAACCUCUCUACUGGGCUGAAAGAUAUCGUCUGGAAAACAACAGAUGAAUCCAAGGAAGAAGUCAACGAUGUUCCUGGUGUUGUGCCAUCUAAGUAAAACUGCAGUGAGGAGGCAUCUUUUUUUGGGUUUGAAGUGUUGUAUAUGUUUUGCUAUCUUGAAUUCUACUCUAAAACGCCUUAGAGACGCACUAAAAUCUUCGUGGUAUUGUUUGUUUGGCUCAGACAUUGAUUGUACUAUAAAGCCUUGCUCUUUGUUGGGGAAAACUGGAAGGAACAAGGAAAAAAAAAAAAAAAAUUGUAUGGUUAUAAAUAAAAAUAGUUUCUUCUGUCGAAAAAUAUUUGCCUGUUUGCUCCUAAUUUUCAGCCUAAAACAGGUUGGAUGAGAAAAAAAAAAAAAAAAUUUGUAUGGUUAUAAAUAAAAAGUAGUAUCUUUUGUCUAAAA